CAUUAUCUGACACAGUAGAUUUACUUCCUCCUCUGAUGGUGGAAACCGUUCUUCCAGUGUGGAUAUUGGAGGUUUUUUGAAGAUAUUCACAGUAAAGGAGGAUAUUCUGCUGGAAGAGUCUCAUCAUGCAGACUAAUGAGCCGCUGGAAGAUAUCAGAGAUACAUCGGUGAAGCGCAUUUAUUUCUCCAGUGGAGAAACUCUGACAGAUGAAGACAGUGAGGAAGAGGAGGAUCUUCAUCAAGCAGCAUCAUGCGUUUCUGAGCCGGGAAACUGGACAUGGAAAGAUCAUUCUCGGAUUUGGGGAUCGCGUUUUUUAAAGAAGUCUUUGCAAUGCUGUGAUUUCCUUGGAGAGAGAAUGGCUGGUUUGCUGGGUCUGAAUGCUGCCAAAUAUCAAUAUGCCAUUGACCAUCACAGAGAUCAUAAGGGCGAUGCUGGAGCAGAGCCUUGUAGUACGAACACCAGCAUGAAUGAGGAGAAAAUCAAUCUGUCACAAAUGGCAAACAAACAAUACGGAGCCACAAAUACAGCAGACGCGACACAGAAACACACACCACAGUGUAAAGGAGAACAGAAUGAAGGAUUCAACUCUAUCGAAUGAUGAAUCUAGAAGUUUAAUAUUUGAUCAUAGACUAAAUCCUGCUGUCUGCCUCACAGUAUAUUAAAUCGCAAUAAGGGAUUUCUAUCCACUCAGAGCAUAAUAAAUAAACUAUUUGCUUUAAUCUAUCAAAAAACUCCAGAAAAUUACGUCAUUUAUUUAUAUAAAAUGCUUAAGUGCUAUACAAUAUGAGAAAGGUUUUUAUUUUGACCUGUGCUUCAUUUGUAAUACUUAUAAACAAUUAAUUGGUGUUUUGAGGGCGACGCAGUGGCGCAGUAGGUAGUGCUGUCGCCUCACAGCAAGAAGGUCGCUGGUUCAAGCCUCGGCUGGGUCAGUUGGCGUUUCUGUGUGGAGUUUGCAUGUUCUCCCUGCCUUCGCGUGGGUUUCCUCCGCGUGCUCCAGUUUACCCCACAGUCCAAGGACAACAUGCGGUACAGGCGAAUUGGGAAGGCUAAAUUGUCCUUAGUGUAUGAGUGUGAGUGAGAGUGUAUGGAUGUUUCCCAGAGAUGGGUUAUGGCUGGAAGGGCAUCCACUGCAUAAAACAUGUGCUGGAUAAGUUGACGGUUCAUUCCGCUGUGGCGACCCCAGAUUAAUAAAGGGACUAAGCCGAAAAGAGAAUGAAUGCAUAAUUGGUGUUUUGGGCUGUGAUCUUUAAAUUGAGUAUUUUAAUGCUGUCAAAUUAUUGGUAUUCUAAUUUAGUAAUCGUAAUUAAUCGUAAUUUAGAUCAUUUUUCUAUUGAAGAUAUAUACACUGUCUAUGUUUUAGUGUGAGUGUCUUCUGUUUGCAGAGAUGUAUAGUAAGGAAGUAGAACUACUUCACUACUGUACUUAAGUACUAAAAGGCUGUAUCUGUACUCUACUGGAGUAUUGUUUUUUCUCCUACUUCCACUUUUACUUCAGUACAUAUUUUCGAUGAGUUUAAUACUUUACUCUGAUAGAUUUUAUAUGUGCUGCAUCGUUACGCAUUACUAGGGGUGUCAAAAUUAUUGAUAUCGGUUCAGUAAUAGAUCAUAACCGGUUAUUAUGUACUGACAUAAUUUAUCUCCUAUGCGCGAUGUCGCAGUAGAAUACUAUGGCGAAGGAGGCUUGGGCGAGUAAAUAACGCUACUACUACAAUGAAGGCGGCACAGCACAUGAGCCGCUAUUUCACUUACGUUACGGAGAAAUGCUGUAAAACUCCAUCUUUACCUCUCUCUCUCUCACUUUGGACGUUUGACCCGCUGGCAUGUUUGUGAGGUAACUUUUCCUCUCCUCUUGACUGUUAAAGCGAUACUUGUGGAUCCGAGUGUGCCUAAGGUACGAGUUUUCUUCACUGUGUCUAUUGUGGAUUACCCGUGAUAACCGCGUAUUAUACAUACAGACUGUAACCGCGGCUGUUCUUCCCGCCAUCGGGGAACAGCGCUUUCAUUUCUAAAGCCAAUCGCAGCUCUUUCUGUUGAGCGGAUGAAGACAAAUCAAAGAGGUGUAAAACCUCGCCUGUCAGCGCUCAAAAAGCAAGCGGGAUAAUAUUUACACGAGUUUAUUUGCUAUAAAUGCUCACGCUGUCUUCUGUGCAUGAGUUUUGUUUGAUACAUUAAGAAAGAGUGCUUUCUUUGAGCAGGUCAAAUAGUCAUAUGGCCAGAGCAACCAGUGUCUUCCGGUGGAAUGUUUAGAACGUCCGUUUACAACUGCUAAUUUGCA
Messenger RNA from Danio aesculapii, 2275 nucleotides. Its product is annotated as protein FAM177A1. Bases 126 to 599 code for a protein of 157 amino acids. The record is from RefSeq and is a predicted model, not a curated record. The transcript has 5 exons. Lineage: Eukaryota; Metazoa; Chordata; Actinopteri; Cypriniformes; Danionidae.